Molecule: messenger RNA, 4135 nt
Organism: Macadamia integrifolia
Lineage: Eukaryota; Viridiplantae; Streptophyta; Magnoliopsida; Proteales; Proteaceae
Product: probable glucan 1,3-beta-glucosidase A
Exons: 10
Coding region: 122-1900 (592 amino acids)
Biological process (GO): establishment or maintenance of cell polarity; actin filament bundle assembly; cell migration
Cellular component (GO): actin cytoskeleton; cytoplasm
Molecular function (GO): hydrolase activity, hydrolyzing O-glycosyl compounds; actin filament binding
Source: RefSeq, a predicted model, not a curated record
UAAUAAAAGACUAGACAGAAGCUUUUAUGCUUUGUUGACAAAGUUCUGCUUGGGAUUAAUUGGUUGGCAAGGAAGGAAUACUGAGAUUCUCUUUUAGUGGGGGUUUGGUUACUUGGUUUGGAUGCGUGUGGGGCUCUGGACUUAUCAUUUCAUUUGCUCUAUUUUGGUUGCAGAUUACCUGCAUUUUCGUUUUCUUUUUGGAUACUGCAGCAGACUAGCAGUUGCUUCAUCAAUAGAAAUCUUUGUUUUUUGCAUGGGAACUGGUUCCUGCAGUUGGGUUCUUUCAGUGAUACUGUGUUGUUGGGUCCUCUUCCUUUCUGGAGUGUACUCUGGGGACAAUUUAAAUGGGGCCCGUAAGGUUAGAGGUGUGAACCUGGGAGGAUGGUUGGUUGUGGAAGGAUGGAUUAAACCUUCUCUGUUUGAUGGUAUCCCCAAUGGAGAUAUGCUUGAUGGAACACAGGUGCAAUUCAAGUCAGUGCCUCUGAAGAAGUAUGUUUCUGCAGAAAAUGGAGGAGGUCAAACUAUAACUGUGGACAGAGACAUACCUUCGUCUUGGGAGACCUUCAGGUUUCUGUGGAAGCAGUUGUGGCGGGUGUCUCAGACAGAAUUUCAGUUCCGUUCCUUUGGAGGCCAGUUCCUGACUUGUGAUGCUGAAGGGGAUUCUGUCUCAGCAACAGCAGAAUCACCGUCCACAAAAGAAACAUUUUAUGUUGAAAGAAAUAGUGAUAAUAGGGUUCACAUUAAGCUUGAAAGUGGCACCUAUCUUCAGGCUACAUUAGCAAACCAGCUCAUAGCGGACUAUCCAGGGACACCAGGCUGGGAUGACAACAUGGCCACUUUUGAUAUGAUAAUUGUGGCAAAUAACUUGCAUGGAGAUUACCAGCUUGCUAAUGGGUAUGGGCAUGAUAAAGCAAAGAAAGUUCUUACGGAACAUAGAAAGAACUUUAUCAAACAGGAAGACUUUAUUUUCCUGUACAGGAAUGGGAUAAAUACAGUGAGGAUACCAGUUGGUUGGUGGAUUGCCCAGGAUCCUAAUCCACCGCCACCUUUCAUUGGGGGUUCUCUGGCAGCCCUUGAUAAUGCAUUUUCAUGGGCACUGAUGUAUGACAUAAGGUGCAUUAUUGACCUUCACGCGGCUCCAGGAUCUCAGAAUGGAAUGGAACAUAGUUCCAGUAGAGAUGGUUCAACAGACUGGCCCAUGUCUCCAGAAUACAUCUCACAAAGCCUUGAUGUUGUUGAUUUUCUGGCUUCCAGGUAUGCAAAUCAUCCUGCCCUGUUGGGGAUUGAACUUUUGAAUGAGCCCUCUGCCUCUGGAGUUCCACUGGAUGCCUUAGUUUCAUACUACUCAAAGGGGUACCAAAUUGUACAAAACUACUCAUCCACCACUUAUGUGAUUAUUUGCCAGAGAAUUGGCAAUGCGGACCCUUUGGAGCUUUAUCAAGCCAACAUUGGAUUCUCGAACAUUGUGGUGGAUUUGCAUUACUACAACCUCUUUGACACUUUCUUCAUUAAUAUGAGUGCUGAAGAUAACAUUGACUUCAUAUUCAAGAGUCGGCAAACACAACUUCAGGCCUUGAACAAGGCAAAUGGGCCACUUGUCUUUAUUGGGGAAUGGGUGAACGAGUGGAAUGUGACAAGUGGGUCUCAAAUGGAUUAUCAAGACUUUGGGAGGGCCCAACUACAGGUUUAUGAUACAGCCUCAUUUGGAUGGGCAUAUUGGACACUCAAGAACGAUAGAAAACACUGGGAUUUUGAAUGGAACAUCAACAACAACUAUCUCCAAUUAGGCAUAUGGAUGGUGACGAUGGUCAGUCUGAAGAGGAAAAUAAUCCUCUGUUUUUCUUAUCCCUGUUUUUCCUUGUUUUGCUACCUGCAAAACGCGACACGUGGACAACUUUAAGACCAACGCACCGGAUGUAAUAAUCUUCACCCAAUCUUGACCGUUGGUCUCCUUGUUGUCCACGUGUCGCGUUCUGCAGGUAGCAAAACAAGGAAAAACAAGGAUGAGAAAAAUAGAGGAUUUUGAUCCGUCUGAAGAUAAGCAAAGUUAGCACAGCUGGAAGCCUAUGGAAGUAUUGAUUAUCUACAGUGAGCAGUGACAGUAGGCGAUUUUCAGUUGAAGGCUACAGUGAGCAGCUCUCUUGUGAGUUGACGUGACUGAUAAGACUGGACAAUUGGCAGAGGCAGUGGCAGGUGGCUUUUGCAGUUGAACACUUGGUUGGGCAUGGCAAGCAAUCUUCACAGUUGAUUUGAGUUGUGAUGUGUAAAGGCAGUCAACUUAUGGCAAGAUGAAAGUCUUGUGGUGGCCAGAGUAGAGCAAAGUGGACAGUGGGCUACCAGGCAUGACAAGUGGGCAGUUGAGCUAACAGGCUUAAUGUUUGACAGUUAGCAGUGGCAGUGGCAGUUGAUAUAUGCAGUUGGCAAGCUGGGCUUGCACAUUGAGCUAUCAUGGGCAGGAAGGUCUUAAGACGGCCAGACUGGAGCAGAGCAACAUCAUAAAAGGCCAAUGGUGCAGUUAUGAAGACCAUUGUGCUCACUUGGAGUUGGGUUGGAUUAUUGAAAGUUGACAUUGUCUGUGAGAAAUUGAGCUUGCAUUGUGGGCUGAUAUGGUAUGAUGAGGUGGCUAGUGUAGUGCCUGUGUGUUGGAAGAAGUUGUGAGAGCCUAUGGGAUGCAUGGUGACGAUAUGGAGCUGCUGUGAGCAUGAUUGCUAUGGUAGUUGGCUCAAGGCAAAAGUGGCAUUUUGCAUGGUGCAGACCUUCAUGAGAGUUUUGAGCUGUCUUCAAAGCAGAAUCAGUUGAUGAUCAAAACUCAAAAGACUUUUUCCUCUAUGAGUUAGCUUUCCAAUGCCUCAAGAAGUGAGUCGAUCCGAGUUUGGAUGAGGGAUAUAUGAUCUUGAAUGUAGUUGUCUCACAUGAUUUCUGGAAAGUUGUUUCUACACUAUGCAGCAAUUUCAUGGAAGUGUUGAGUGUUUCUCCACUUGGAUACUUUAGAAGCCAUAGACAUGAGAAUUGCUCAUUUUUGAGUUAGCUUUCCAAUGCUGUAAGGAUCGUGACAAUCUGAGCUCUAACAAAUGAGUUAUGGCCUAGAAAGUGGAGAUGACACAGUGGUACAGAACACUAUGUUUGCACAUCCGACAACUUCAGAGCUCACUUUGGAACCUUCUGUUAAUUAUGGGUUGAAGCUUAGAUUUAAUAGACUCUGGCCCUAUGAGUAGGCUUUACAAUGUCUCAAGAAUCAGAUCAAUCCGAGUUCAGGAAAGGUAGUUAUGAUCUCAAACAUAGAUGCAUGCAUAGUGUCCAGAACACCUGUUUUGCACAUACAGUGAUGUCCGGCCCAUUUAUGUCUUGCACUCUUCCUGUGUCGAAGCUCAAAACAUAAGAUUUGAAGAUCUUAUAGUCUUCUUUCCAGCGCUGCAAGAAUUGGAUCAAUCCAACAUUGGAAGAAAGAGAUGUGGUAGUUUUUCUAUAGGGCACAGAAGGUGGUCGAGCCAUGUGUGAUCUGAUCAGGAGAGGAAAUGAAGCUCGUCUUUGGCCUCUUAAACACAGGAUUUCUCAGCAAAAUAGAUACAGAACACCCUUCGGAGAACAAAAUAGGGAGAGGUGAAGUUGAGAGAGAAGAAGAGACGGCUCUCAAGUGAAAAGCCCAUGCCACUAACCUACAGUGGGAAUUCAAGCUUCUACUGAAGGCUCCAAAGAAAUGGUUGAAGAAUGCAGUGAAGACCAAGCUAGGAAUAGCUAUUAGUCGUGCAUUGUCCAUAUGUUUAUAUGGAUAGACAUGAAAAAUAAAUAUACAUAAUUAACAUCAUGAUAUUCAGUGAAGCUGAGACUGAUUGAAGAGAAAGUUACUGUACAAACUUUCAUAUGAGCAUGCCCACCAGAUUCCAUAGCAGAGUCUAACCACCCUAACCUGUAGGAAAUUAAUCACUUGCAUCCCAUUCCAAGGAUUACAAGUCUAAAUGUCAGAGAAUGAAAGCCAGCAUGAAAUCCAGUUGAAGACAAAUAUGUGACUGUCAAAAUUCAUUUUCAUUGCAAGUGUUUUAAUACAACCUUGGCUCACCAUGUCUGUUAGGUGAUUAUAAUUGACUAUUUCUUAUGUGCCAUUAAUGAGAUUUCGUAGUCUUAUUUCAUCACAGUA